Molecule: messenger RNA, 1311 nt
Organism: Diplodia corticola
Lineage: Eukaryota; Fungi; Ascomycota; Dothideomycetes; Botryosphaeriales; Botryosphaeriaceae
Exons: 2
Coding region: 1-1311 (436 amino acids)
Source: RefSeq, a predicted model, not a curated record
AUGGUUCUCUUCGGACGCCUCAAGGAUACCAUCCUAGGCUACCUCACUCCGUGCGGUACUCCUCAGCGUCGAGGUUGGUUGCAUCGCGCUCCGCAGGCCCCCGCGACUCCCACGACCCCUACGACUCCCAGCCGCAAUUCCAAUGGCAAGCGUCCCCUCUCCCGAGCUUCGCACCAUGAGCCGAACAAGCGACGCAAGCUCUUAGGCGGUGUCGCUUCUUACCUCACUCCGCCAUCCUCCCGGCUCACCAAUGGCCCGGAAGAGCUGAGCUCCAGUUUCACCCAGGAUAGCGAGCUCAAUGCGGAUACCGAUGAAUGGCACUACAUCAACUCGGUGCUGGCUGCCGACGAUCCGAAACCACUCUGGACGACUCCUAGGAACAAGAACCUUCUGGCUCACUAUCCCUCGCCUCAGUUCAAGGGGCGCUCACCCAAGGACACGUCCAGCGUGCAGCCCGACAAGCCCUUCGACGAGGCCGACUUGAAGCGCUUCGAACGCGAGAAAGCCCGCGCGCAGCAUGCCGAGCACGCACAAAUCAUGCGUGAGGGAGGCUUCGGUGAGGACCCGAUCAAGGUGUACCUCAAGAUCGCCAUGCGCGGCUGGGAGGCGAUUCUGCCAAAGCCUUGGACCCUCAGUUUCGACUCAUUUCCUCGGAUUCUCUUCGCCGACGACCCCAAGGAUGAGUACAUCAAGGCGCUUUCUGGAAGCCAGUUCAGGGCCAUGAAAGCCUUGCGCUUGCUCGUGAACACCCCCGCCCGGGCUCGUGAUGCUACUCUGAAGGAGGUCACUCCUCCACCCUCGCGUCAACCGGAAAAGUUGAUUCGUCGAGCGAUCGAUGGCUAUAUGAAGUGGGCCUUUGCUGAUGCCGGCGUUUCUGACGUCACCCCAACCCUCGCUCUUCUUUCCGUCCCGGCAGACGUUGAGCCUGAAGUAGUCGAGGAGAGGAUGACGCGACGUCUCACCAAGCUCAAGCAGGAAUGGAGGGAGAACCUAGCCAUCGGCGAGGAAACGGACGCCGGCGGAAACGUUGUCGCUGUCGAGCAGCUUUGCGCCCCGCCCACCAUCUACGGCAUCCUUGCCAGCCACCUGAUGGUCAGCUUUGUUGUACUGCAGGAUGAAGACGAUGGACACGAGCGGCCGGGCGCCCACCAACUGUUCUGCAAACACAUGGACAACAUCGACUACGACAUCUGGGACACUAUCGCCAUUGCCAUCGUUGUCAUGCACUGUCGGACAAAGAUGGCGAACCUGAAGGGAGUCAUGGAUGAUUACGACAAGGAGGUGCAAGAUCAAUGCCCGCAGCAUCGGUAA